AUGUCCUCAACAUACACACUUCACGAAGUCACAACUCGCGCCGAAUCAGACUCAAUUGUCGAUUUAGCUUGGGUUGCCUGGCGCGAACCCUACAUAUCAUCUUUCCAACUUUUCCAUCCAGUACACGGUCCUACAUCUCAAGAUUAUGAGGCGGCUGUCUUGGCCGACAAGGAGAGAGCAUGGAAUACUCAUUUGGCGUACCAAGGAGGGUUACAUCCAAAGUACAGAGGAAAAGGUAUCGGCACACUUCUGAUGGACUGGGGUACUAACAUGGCAGAUAAGUUAGGAUUGGAAGGAUUCAUCGAGGCAUCCGACAACGGCCGCAGUCUCUAUCAAAAACACGGAUUCAGAACUCUCAUGAAAUUGUCAAUCGACUUGGAAAAGAAAAACGCAAGUGGAGAGUGGAAUAGACUGCUGCAUGAAUUGGGAUCAUUUCAUUUUUAUAUUAAUUACAGGCCAGUUGGAGGAGUAUUUGAAGAAGGAAAGCCACAGACACCCUGGCAGGUCGAUCAGACGUUGGCGAAAGAGAGUAGAAGUGAGGUGAAGUUUCCUGUCAUGACACUUGGCUCAUAG
Messenger RNA from Botrytis byssoidea, 573 nucleotides. RefSeq lists its product as uncharacterized. NCBI's taxonomy places the organism in Eukaryota, Fungi, Ascomycota, Leotiomycetes, Helotiales, Sclerotiniaceae. The coding region runs from base 1 to 573 and encodes 190 amino acids. The transcript has 3 exons. The record is from RefSeq and is a predicted model, not a curated record. Gene Ontology annotation, molecular function: acyltransferase activity, transferring groups other than amino-acyl groups.